Molecule: messenger RNA, 1852 nt
Organism: Arvicanthis niloticus (Nile rat)
Lineage: Eukaryota; Metazoa; Chordata; Mammalia; Rodentia; Muridae
Source: RefSeq, a predicted model, not a curated record
GCCGAAUAAAGGAGCAGAGACCGAAAGAGGAGAGAGACCCCGCCCCCCUCGAGAGGAGAAGCUGCAGCCCCUGCAGGACAGGGGCCUGGGUCGCUAUGGGUUCCACAGCGGCCCCAGAGGGAGCUCUGGGCUACGUCCGAGAGUUCACCCGCCACUCCUCCGACGUGCUUAGCAAUCUGAAUGAGCUGCGCCUGCGCGGGAUCCUCACUGACGUCACGCUGCUGGUUGGCGGGCAACCCCUAAGAGCGCACAAGGCAGUUCUUAUCGCUUGCAGUGGCUUCUUCUAUUCAAUUUUCCGGGGCCGAGCGGGAGUCGGAGUGGAUGUACUCUCUCUGCCUGGGGGGCCAGAAGCCAGAGGCUUUGCUCCUCUUCUGGACUUUAUGUAUACUUCAAGGCUUCGCCUCUCUCCAGCCACCGCGCCAGCUGUCCUUGCAGCUGCCACCUAUUUGCAGAUGGAACACGUCGUCCAGGCAUGUCAUCGUUUCAUCCAGGCCAGCUAUGAACCUCUAGGCAUCUCCUUACGACCCAUGGAGGCAGAACCCCCAAGACCCCCAACAGUCCCUCCACCGGGCAGUCCCAGGCGCUCAGAAGGACACCCAGACCCACCUACUGAGUCUCGAAGCUGCAGUCAAGGUUCCCCAAGUCCAGCCAGUCCGGACCCCAAGGCCUGCAACUGGAAGAAGUAUAAAUUUAUUGUGCUAAAUUCUCAGACCUCACAAGCAGGAAGCCUGGUUGGGGAGAGUUCUGGUCAACCUUGCCCCCAAGCCAGGCUUCCUAGUGGAGAUGAAGCCUGCAGCAGCAGCAGCAGUGAAGAAGGAGCCACACCUGGUCUCCAGAGCAGACUUUCUCUAGCUAAUACCACUGCACGAUUCAAAUGUGGAACUCCAGCAAAUAACUCCUACCUCUUCACACCCCGGGCUCAAGAGUCUUCUCUGCCAACUUCUAAGCAGGCUCAUCCACCACCAGGAAGUGAGUUUUUCAGCUGUCAGAACUGUGAGACUGUGUCUGGGUGCUCAUCAGGGCUGGAGCCCUUAGCUCCAGGGGACGAGGACAAGCCCUAUAAAUGCCAGCUGUGCCGAUCUGCCUUCCGUUAUAAGGGCAACCUGGCUAGUCACCGCGCGGUGCACACAGGGGAAAAGCCCUACCGCUGCUCCAUCUGCGGAGCACGUUUUAACCGACCUGCUAACCUAAAAACACACAGCCGCAUCCAUUCUGGAGAGAAGCCGUACAAGUGUGAGACCUGCGGCUCGCGUUUUGUUCAGGUGGCACACCUACGCGCACAUGUGCUCAUCCACACCGGAGAGAAGCCUUAUCCGUGUCCCACCUGCGGAACCCGCUUCCGCCAUCUGCAGACCCUCAAAAGCCACGUUCGCAUCCACACCGGGGAGAAGCCAUACCACUGUGACCCCUGCGGCCUACAUUUCCGGCACAAGAGUCAACUGCGGCUGCAUCUCCGUCAGAAACACGGAGCUGCUACCAACACUAAAGUGCGCUACCACAUCCUCGGGGGACCGUAGCUGAGUCCCCCCAUCUAAACUCCAUUCGCUCCCUAGGGGCUGUGAAAGCUGUAGGCUCAGCUUGGUUUCCCUGAUGGUCUUGAUAUGGGGGUGUGCCGGGCCACCCUGGUAUCAAAAAGUGCUGACUCUUUAAUUUCGUACUGGGGGAGAGCGGGGGUGGCAGAUCCUGGCUAGAUCUGCCUCUGUUUUGCUGGUCAAAACCUCUUCCUCACAAUCCAGAUUGGGUAGCUAGGGUCUGGGGGGAAAGGAGAGACACAAGGGACUUGCUCUCUUUAAGGGAGCUUUCCCCUCCAUUUCAAAUGGUUUAUCUGUAAAUAUAAUUUAUUGAGGCCUGU